Xyrichtys novacula (pearly razorfish) is the source of this 6146-nucleotide messenger RNA. NCBI's taxonomy places the organism in Eukaryota, Metazoa, Chordata, Actinopteri, Labriformes, Labridae. The record is from the annotation of a GenBank genome assembly.
GUCGUCGUGUUGAGGCGUGUUUUACUCCUUAGGCGACAAAAUUAAGUUGGAAGGAAAAAAAACAACCAGGAAGUUUAACCGAGAAGGAAACGUUGUUGGAUCGGCGGAAUACUGGACUUAAACAAACCUUUUUGAAGAAUAUAAAACACUUGAGAAGCCUGAAACAAACUUGAUCCAUUUGGUUCCGGUCGACGGGCAUCGACUCCAACAAGAUGAACAUUGAUCCGGUAGGUCCAAAAUGUUCCAGCUUUUGUUGUUGUUGAUCGGAAAGUCUCUCCGCCGUCUCAAUGAGUAACGUCAGACCCAGCACGCAACAGGUGAUCCCAUAACUUCAGAUUCACCUGUUGAACUUAUCAUUAAAGUAAAGUUAGUGAGUGAGCGCUUUAACUUGUGUUAGAGGUUCAGAGAAGUUACAUACCGUUCGAACAAAAUGGCCUAAUUACACCUGCUGCUGCUCUUAGUCCAUACAGUCCAGGAUGGAAAUGCUUUUAAAACUAGUUUAAUACGAUUAAUAGGUUUUAAAAUAACAGCUAUUAUGAGGGUUACUGCUGUACUAAUCACCAAACUCUAAAAGUGUUUUCUUUUCUUUUAUGCAUGACUGUUGGUUAAACCUGGCACCUUGAAGUAAGCCAAACCCCACACAACAAUGCAGAGACUUCAUGUUAAUAUGUUUGUUUACCGGAAAAGAUAAAACUAGGCCUGUGCCAUAUUUUUAAGCUUCAUAAUUAUAAUUCAUAAACAAGUCUGACAAAAACUUACAUCUGGUCAGUCUAGACUAGAUGAGACAUAGUGGUUGGUCAUGCUGGUAGGGGAGAGUGGGGUAAGUUGAGCCAAAGGGUAAGUUGAUCCACCCCGUGUUGCUUGGAAAUGGUGAAAGAAAUUGAUCAUGUGACCAAAUAUUUAAGAGAUGGGCAUCAGUUCAUGGAGUCUGUGAAGGUUAGAAGGACAUAGGUGAAGGAGUCAGACAUUUAUUUACAACAACAAAAAAAAAAUUUCACUCUUGAAAGUGAAGUUAGUCUGUCAUAAGUUUUAUUAGAAUUGUGUUCAGACCAAAAAAGAUCACAUUAGAUUUGUUUUAUACAUAAAUUGUGGUAUCUAUGAGCUACAACAUGAGGUCUAAAACCACCAUUUUAGCUUAAAGGACUAAUAAAGUCAUGAUUGUCGUUCAGGGGUAACUGAGAAAGUAAAGGAGUCUGAUGAGAGGAUCAGAGUUUCAGUUCAGAUUGUUGAAAUGUUUGACUUUUUCUUUUCAAAAAUACAGAUCUGUGAAUGUUCUGAAUCACUUAAAGACAUUCUCAUGUUAAAAUGACUUUUUAAAAAACAGCUUUUUAGCAGUUAUAUGUAUUAAUAAUAAAAAGAAUUCUUGUACCAGUUGAAUAGUGUAUAAAAAUACACAUGAAUGUGAAGAAGUGACUGUUAUUUAGAGAAAGAGAAGGUAAGGGAGGGCUGGGGUUUAGAGUGGGGGGUAGUAGGGAUACGGCUCAACUUACCCCAUACACAGGGUAGGUUGACCAUAGGAGACCACUUUUUUUGACAUGCUAUCUUAUCAAGUCAGUUAUUUUUACACUCAUUCUGUUGGUUUGCAGGGAUGAACAACAUCUUCAAAUAUAUUCAGAUACACUAGUUGGAGAUAAAACUAUGAUUGUCUUGAUGUAGUGAUCUGAAAUAUGAAAAAUGGCUCAUCUUACCCCACUCUCCCCCACUGGAAUGUGUUAUAUUAAAAGGUCCUUAUAUUUUUCCACUACAUUUACAAACAUGAGUGGGGGCAAAAUAUUAAGAACACCUGUAAAAAUCCACUCCACAGCUUCAACCUUCAACAGUAUUCAUAAAACAUAUAUACAUACGCUAUUCAUUCAGUUUAGUUGAUAAGCCACGAGAAGUAUUUGCCUGUGGCCUCAUCGUGGUGCCUCGAGAAAUAAAACUGCACUCUCUGCAGGUGUUCAGUUCAAAUCACUCGACAGAUUAGUUAGCUCGCAUUUGACUAGAAUAGGAGAUACGCAGUGGUUAGUUUUUGCAGCGUACGCCAACGUAUGGGAAUAUCUUUUGGCUUCUUUGUUUCAGAAACAUUUUUCAUUUCUCUUUUUCUCCUUAAAGUUUCCUCAUGCUUUUCAAAGCUUAACGUGUCAUCUGCAGAGAAAAAGCCACCGUACUAAAUCAUAAAAAGUUUAAAAUUAUUUUCCAUGCAGAGUAGAGAAAUGCACUUCUUGCAUAAUUCAACAUCUCCCACAGUUUUAACAGAGGAAUUAUACUUCUAUAUAGACUUUUACGUACUUAAUGAUAGUAUAGCUCUAUUUGUCUCUGUGAAUGCUGAUAUUUGAUAGCUGUUAACCAUCCAAUGAGCCUCACUAACCCAAAAUGAAUGCUGGUAUCAGGAGAAAGAAUCAGUCUUGCAGGGAGAGUUAAAAAAAAGUGAUAGGAAUGCAAAUAAAAGUGAUAACACAGGAGAAACGGAAAAUUAAGCUCCUAAAAUACUAAAAGCAGGUCUGUAGAUGUGAAUUCGAUGAUACUACAUGAACUAACAGCUCUAAAGGAAAUGGAGCCGAGGGGGAGAAGAUCAGGGCGAUGAGCGGGAGGGCAAACGGAAGGUGACGCUGCAAAACUAACUCUGUUUCCUAGAGACAGCUCUGUUUACACCCUGAUGCUGACUCAUGGGACAUGGCAGACAUUGUAUGCAUAUCACCAGGAACAAACAUCACACUGUUGAUAACCAGCUCAACUUUUUGGCAUUGAAAUCCCACUAUGAACUGUUUCCAGACAACUGCUUAUCCUUACAAUUAGUUAGGAAGUGUAUAGCAGUAACUGGAGAAGUAAGAAGAAUAACGGUGAGUCGGCUGUGCUGUCACGUGCAGCAGCUCACAGGACUGAAUGGUCUCUCAAAGCCACUAACAGUUGUCAUGCACGCUCAAAGAUAAUACCACUCUCACCAUCCAAAGCACACACAUCUUAACAAUUCAAAGACUUGCCAAGUCCAGUUGAGUGUUACAAGGAUUAAGUGACUCAUAAUUUUUUCUUGUUUUGCCACAAGGUUGAGAAAAGCCUCAUAGUGCAAUCUGUGCGCUACAAUACUUAUAUAACAGCUAUGACUGUCUUUGUUGGGUAAGGUCUGGGUGUUACAGACAGGUGUUAACGUGUGUUUCCAACUCCUGUUCUUCAAUCAUCUUUGUUUCCAAUCCCAGGAGCAAGGAGCCAUGGGAUCAGAACCAGAGUCAAAGGACAAGGUGCAGGCCUUGAGGGAUCAGGUAGAUGGGGUGAAAGACAUCAUGACACAGAAUGUAGACCGGAUCCUGGCCAGAGGAGAGAGACUGGAUGAUCUCAUGGACAAGUCAGAGGACCUGCAAGCGGGGGUCAGUAGUGACACAAUCGCUCAUAUUUAUGUGUUUGCAAAAGUCUCCUGACAGACAAUGUUAAGACCCUAAGAUGUACUUGUGGUGUGGGUACAGUGCAUUUGUUAUGAAGAUGUUAGUAAGCUAUGACUAAUGAGGAAACAAUCAGGCCAAUUAAUGCUCAAGACUUGACACAUUACAAAGGAGAGGUGGAUAGGAGUGUGAGCACUUUUGUUUCCAUCUGAACAUACGUCUGGGUGUGGUGAUGUUCAUUCCACAGUAUUUCAUUUUUGCAGAUGAUUGCACAGAGAACUUUAUAUAUGCAAUCUGAGAUCUACCCAAAAAGUGGGAUUUCAACUCAGCUAAACUCAGCUAUCCUUGUGAUUUUUAGUCCUAUUGAAUGCAGCAGCAGAUCUAACCAGACAAGCACAGAGAGAAGAUCAUUUGUUCUCAGUGCUUUAGAGGACUCUACACUGUGAUUGAAAAUCCUCAAAUGAAUUGUUGCUAAGAAGAAAAAGACACUUCUUUCUCCGGGUAUCUUGAAAUAGCGGAGAGGUUGGAUAAAGAGGGGAUGACACUCACAUUUUGAUAACCCGCUAAAGCACCGCCUCCUUCUGUUUGGACAAGGUUCUAGCAGUGUCAUCAUAGCAGCAUCCCACCUUCACAGACCCUGUGCAGAUCCUCCACGUGGGGCUGAAUUCAAAACCUUAACCUUGAAUUAAAACACCUCCAUACAAGACCUUAAAUUUCAGAUUCUGAACUCGAGGGAAAGAAGGCCACAGGAUGGUAUUGUUAUUAUUAUUAUUAUUGCUUAAGACUGGAAAAAAAGCUGAUGCUCUGCUGAAGUGUGCUCCUCUUUGUGUGAAUAAGCCUGGUGGUUAGAAUUUGUCAGCCCCUGAAAAUAUUUGAGUACAUGUGAUCAACUCCUGAUAAUAAUCUGGCACCCAGCAAACCUUCUUAGGUUUCGUAAGACUAGAACAGGGGGUCUGCACUGGCGCUCUGUCUCUUCAUGCACAACAUGAAAAAGUUCACUGUGUUAUUCUUUGAAGGGGGUUAUAAAAUUAGUGAGUUUGAGGGUCAACAGUUGAGAUAACUAAAGUGUUUCAACAAGAACUGCAGACUAAAUGUCGUUUUACCUCGUUCAGGCGCAGAACUUUAAGCAGACUUCUCAGAAAGUCGCCCGCAACUACUGGUGGAAGAACGUGAAGCUGGUCGUGGUCAUCGUGGUGGUCGUCCUCAUCAUCGUCCUCAUCAUCAUCCUUCUCGCCACCGGAGUGAUUCCCGUCAGCGCGCCGCUGCCUCCUAUAGUCAAACCUACUGACAAGCCGUAAACACUCACACAAAUCAUGAACAUAUCUACAUAAAUAAAUCAUAAACAGUCAGUGGUCACGUAAGAAAUAUCUGUUAUAUCAUUUUAAUUAAAUGCAUAAACUAAGGCACGUCAUUAUUGUCCGGGGAAAUCUGUAGUAUUGUAGUUUGGAUGUUUAUCAGGCUCCAUUAUGAUAACAUUUUUUUCAUUCGAGUCAUUUUGGAAUUUGAACUAAAAACACACUAAGAACAGUUUCACUGUCAUCGGUCUCUCCAGUCAGAGAGACAGUGAUCAGAGUGACUGGAGCUGAUGAUUGUGCAAAAUAUCAUGUUUAUUUUGUGCGUUAUCACCUCUUAAAAGACACAAAUUAGCGGCUCUUAAAGAUCACGGGCGACUAUUUUUCCUUCGAUUGGAUCUUGGUCAGUCUAGAGCGAGUUGAGGUCACAGUUUGUUCUUAUGUUUUCUGUGUAUGUUUUGAUUUAUGAGUUUGUUACUUUCAAAGCGGUUCCUAUUUCUUGGUAGUUAGACUAUGCAGUAGUAACCAACCCACUGAAAUUCCUCAUCUUAAAGAUAUGCACUUAGCACUACUUUAUUUCCCUUGCAAGAAGAGAGGUAUUUGAAUGCUGUAAAUACCGCACAGCAACAGUUGUUUAGCACAUGUGCGCCAUAAAACUGCAGCUCAGUAGGUCAGUGCUACAGUAUCAUCGAACCAAAUACCAUUUUUCUACAGUUUGUGCUACUUUUGAUACUCUGAUCCCUAAACAAACCACCAGGGUCAAAACUUUAAGAUCUUUUCUCACAGCCCCCCUUUUAUGGUUUUACUCGCCCUCAUUGAAUCAGGUCAAAUAGCUGCUCCUAAAGUUACAUAUAAUAACUAGACAAGUUUUUUCUCAAACAGGGAAAUGUGCAUGUCUCAAAGUCAAAGUCUGGAGCAUUUGGGUUUUUUCUUCUCUCUUCUUUCUCUGCUGUUACAGGACCAGAUAAUUUAAUCUAAAAAAAAAAAAAAAACACUUUAAACUGUAAAUAGUCAACUUAUUUCCCAAGUUUUCCCAAGCAUUAAUCGAAUCUGUUAAUUUAAUACUUUAUAUCAUUUGAGUUCUGUCUGUGGUUAAUCAAAAAAAAUGAUGAUUUCUGUACAAACAGUUAUUCUGAGAUCGUGAACCAUGAGAUGGUACAGCUGAUUUCCUGGUUGGUUGGUUGUCAAAAUGAAGCUAUACAUGAGACUGUGUUGAAACAGAUUAGACCUCCUGUUUUUUUUACACAGCUCUGGGGUGCAAUAGUUGUAGAUUAUCUAUUUAAAGUCUCAUCCUGUCCAGUUAAAGCUGUGCCGGACCACAUGUUUCCAUUGGCAGGCUCCAGCUACCACGGGAGUUUUCCUUGUUUUAAAGGCUCUUAAACCUUCUAGAACAGAUCUGAUGUGAUAGAGCUGAAAGUUAGAGUAGCGGGGUCUUAUUCUGAUGAUUACGUGUUUUAACGGUUUAAUGUUUAAUAAAAAGUAUUUACUACUUCUCUCA